CGGCUGGGUGGUCUGACCGGAGGCCGGCAGGUGUGUCCCGCCGGCGCUGCUGACCGCUCUAAGUAGUGCCGGGCGGCGGUCGGCCCUCGGCGGCCCGAUGCCGUCCCCCGCGCCGCUGCGUCUGCCCGAGCCGGCCAGCCUGCUGCACAUCCCGUGGGGCCGGUACCCGCUCUGCGACCACCUCCUGCCCGCCGGCGGCUCCAGCAUGGCCCGGCUCGUGCGAUGCACCUGCAAGCACUACGGCGACUUCUGCGCCGGCGGCGGCUCCCUCGGCUCGUCGACCGCCGACCAGCUGCUGGAGCGCGCUCGGCUCGGCAGCCAGCUGCUGCGCGUCAUCUCGGACGUCGAGUACAGCGACCCGCAUCUGCCCAAGCCGGCGCCGCCGGACCGCGAGAGCGCGUUCUCGUUCCUGCUGCGCACUGUAGCCGUGGUGGUGUUCGGCUCUCUGGCGGCGCUCGUCGGCCUCAUCUUCUUCACGAUGGCCAUGACGCGGCUCUGCGUGGAGGGGCCGUGCUGCGACGACGAGGACUCCCAGACGGCGGCGGGGGAGGACAGGCAGCCGCCGGCGACUCUAAUCACCGCCUCCAGCCCGCCGUCAGCGCCCUCACCGCCAGCACGCAGCAGGGAGCUCCAACCGGCCGCGGCGGUGGCGGUGGUAGCGCCGGCGGGUCACUCUCCGCGCCGCGACAGCCCGCCGCCGUACCCGGGUCGGCGACAGGCGCGAGCCCAGGAGGAGGAGCCACCACCCUCCUACCGGGAGGUGUGCGAGGUGAUCCACUGCUGACCGGCACCGGCGCGCGCUGGACCAUCGCACCGCGGGGAUGAACGGGUGAACAGGGUAUUGUCUGACUGUAGGAUAUUGAUCUGACCCUAGUAUCAAUGGCGGUGGGACAGAAGAGCAAUGGACUCCCAGUGUAUAUAUCCCACGUAUUUUGCUUCAUCGUUACACUACAAAGUCUGAUUAGACGUCUGAUAUACCGACAUAUUUUGUAAGGCAUAUGACGCUCCGUCAGUCCCGCUGUAUACGACCAUCAAAAACAGUGCCAAUCAGACUCAGAUGAGACCAUAACCAGCUAGAUUACGUUCCCUACGCAGUGAGGCGUCCCACAUGUAAUCAUGACCGAAGGUGUAUCAUCAUGGUCCCUCCCGCCCGGCGUUAUACUAAUGGCAUGCGACACACACGCUCACCGUUUAUCAGUCAUCACAUGCGAUUAGGGCACCAACAUGUGCGGUGGUGAUAGUGAAAACCAACUGUUAAGUGUAAAUACACGGUGCCACGCAAACAAA
This is a messenger RNA of Amphibalanus amphitrite, 1287 nucleotides long. RefSeq lists its product as uncharacterized. Lineage: Eukaryota; Metazoa; Arthropoda; Thecostraca; Balanomorpha; Balanidae. The record is from RefSeq and is a predicted model, not a curated record. Bases 98 to 784 code for a protein of 228 amino acids. The transcript has 2 exons.